Messenger RNA from Microsporum canis CBS 113480, 1329 nucleotides. RefSeq lists its product as hypothetical. The transcript is spliced from 2 exons. The coding region runs from base 1 to 1329 and encodes 442 amino acids. Lineage: Eukaryota; Fungi; Ascomycota; Eurotiomycetes; Onygenales; Arthrodermataceae. The record is from RefSeq and is a predicted model, not a curated record.
AUGGCCUUGGUCACAUAUUCAGACUCCGAGGGGGAUUCAGAUACUGAGACUGGGCCUGUUCAGAAACCUAAGGCCCCUCUCCAGUCUUCAACCUCGAGCUCCAAGCCCUCGUUCAAACCACUGGUUGACCGUGGCAACCCCCGAAAAAUACUAGUUAACCUGUCAGAGACCAGAUCUAACGGUGAUGGGACAGGUCCGGGACAGGAUAAAGAAGAUGGCCCUGCUAGGAAACGGCUGCGAACCGGAGGAGGCGGGUUAUUUUCUGGGUUUAACGAUAUGCUUCCUGCACCAAAGCGAGCUGGUGCAGCGCAGAAACCGACAGACAAAACAGAGGCAGGGCCUAGGAAGUCAAAGCCGUUUACUCUGAAAACUAGUGCAGAGCCUGGAUUUGACCGCAGCGAGAGAAUAGAUAACCUCAACACCUCGUAUGACGAAUUUGGCAAACCUUCUGGCAGUGACGAUACGGCAGAUGGUUCAAAGAAGCCAGUGACAGAGCCUGUUUUUGAGAAGAAAGGAAACUCAAUGAUGUUUAAACCGCUAUCUGUCGCAAGGAAUAAGCCAAAGAAGAAGAUGACAACUAUCUCUCAACCCAUUACUACCCCAAAAACGCAGACCGAAACCUCCCAAACACCCCCUCAACCAGAAGCGAAGUCAAAAGUGAGCCUAUUUGGGUUUUCUAGCAGUACUGAAAGUACUCCAUACGCCGAUACAGCUGCACAAGCCACGCCAUACGAGUCUAUACUUUAUGCAGGACCAUCUGGGCCAGCAGAAACAGCAGACGAACAGGUAUCAGAUGCCUUGAAAAGCACGAAUACAACUACAGGCCAACAUAUAACCACUCAAGAGGCAUCCGCUGGGCCGCAAGAUCUUGCAAGUGUUGCUAGUGACCUCAAUCUCUCAAAAUCAGAAAUGCGACAACUGCUAGGACGUAAUCUACAAGGCGCCUCUAGUAAAGUCAUUAGUUUUAAUACGGACGAAGAAUACAAGUCCAACUCAGCAUACCUUGCUAACACAUCUGAGGCUGAGCUUGCUGCCCAGCAGCACAGACCCGUCAGGGCUGUUGCUCCUGGAAAACACAGCCUUCACCAGCUUGUGAAUGCGGUGACUAGCCAGAGUGACGCGCUCGAGGACAGCUUUGCCAUCGGAAAGAGAAACAAGAAAAAAGCAAGCUCAAAGCUGUGUCAACACUACACUACAAAGCAUAUCGGAAUACCAAGCCUGGCCACGUCGUGCAAUUUAGCAGCAUUGGGCCUUUGCGAGCAACAGAUGAAAGAACAGCUGGAAGAAACAGAUAAUGAAGAACACAGCGGCAGAUAUCUUUUCACUUAA